Molecule: messenger RNA, 846 nt
Organism: Trypanosoma conorhini
Lineage: Eukaryota; Euglenozoa; Kinetoplastea; Trypanosomatida; Trypanosomatidae
Product: protein phosphatase 2C
Exons: 1
Coding region: 1-846 (281 amino acids)
Source: RefSeq, a predicted model, not a curated record
AUGUUCGCAUGCUCGCGCCGUUUCUUCACUGCCACGCCAGUGCAGCCCCUCUUGUGGUUCGGGCGCCGAGGCGCAUUUGCGGUUCCUCACCCCUCAAAGGCGAAAAACGGCGGCGAGGAUGCAUUUUUUGUGCACACAAGCGGAAUUGGUGUGGCUGAUGGCGUUGGCGGGUACGCACGCGUCGGCAUUGAUCCUGCCGUCUUCACGAGGAAUGUUAUGCGGUUUACCCGACAAGCGUUGGAUAAGGACCAAAAUGGCGGCACCAUCACUGCCCUGGAUGCCCUUAAUUAUGGUUUUGCGGAGGCACAAAAAAAGCGUCAACCCGGCGGGUGUCCGGUGUCGCUUGUCACUCUCGUCGAUGGACGUUUUGCCUCCGUGCUGAACCUUGGUGACUGUGGUACGAUAUGCUUGCGGGGUUCCGGGCUCUUUUUUGCCACCGAGGCGCAGCAGCACAGGUUUAACUGCCCGUAUCAGCUCCCGGAGGAUCCACCUUCGGCCGGGGACCGUGCAACGCUCGAGUUGAGCGAGGGGGACGUUUUCCUUUGUGCGAGCGAUGGGCUGCUAGACAACGUCGAAAUGGCAGACAUACUGCGGCGAUUAGAGAAUGUUGGACGCGAAGGCUGUCAGCGUGUCGCGGAGACCCUCGUAGAGGAGGCCUGCAGAAACGGGGUUGAUGACAAGUUUUUUUCCCCCUUUGCAAGGAAUGCAAGGGCGAUGGGGUACCGCUACUUUGGCGGGAAGCAGGACGACGUGACGGUCGUUGUGGCGCAACUGACGCGGCUUGACGUCGAGCCGAACGCCUGCCCGGGACUUAUCACAGAACUUCUUAACCUUCCCACCGAGUGA